Arabidopsis lyrata subsp. lyrata is the source of this 1195-nucleotide messenger RNA. RefSeq lists its product as uncharacterized. Lineage: Eukaryota; Viridiplantae; Streptophyta; Magnoliopsida; Brassicales; Brassicaceae. The coding region runs from base 202 to 1017 and encodes 271 amino acids. The transcript is spliced from 8 exons. The record is from RefSeq and is a predicted model, not a curated record.
ACACGCAAACCAGAUGCGUUUAUAGAGCACAGUAGUGAAAAGUUUGCACCCAAAAAAAAAAAAAAAAAAAGAGAUAGACGAGCGGAUGCCCUAGCUCUCCGUCGGCGUCUCCUUGUUCCUUUCGAUUGUGGACUUGCCGUGCGUCUCCUCUUUUGGCUUAUCACACCUCUUACUCGCAUCAGCUUCACUUCUCUCUUCUCCAUGGCUCCAAAGAAAAGGAAAGCUUCUGCUAUCGAAUCAGAGGAGGGAUCUGAGAAAAUGGAGCAAAUGAAGAAAAUUUUCGAGCAGUUUAAGGAAAAAAUUAACGACUUAAACAAGGAGUUGCUAACUAUUGCAGACCUUGACUUCUCUUCUCUUCACAAGUCGAAUUCGGGUGCUGCUGAAUUUCUCUUAUCUUGGAGAUCCAAGAAGCCCGAAUUAAUUAAUGAUCAUUCCGUUCAACUAAAAGAUGAAUGUUGGGCUCAUGCCUUUGCUCGAGGCUUAUCUGCCGCCAUGAAGCAACGUGGAUGUACCGACAACUUUCCAACUGCAGAGUUGCUGGUGAAACAGAUCGAUAGGAGGUGUUUAUCAAAAAGUAAUGCACUCAUCAAGUCCAUCAAUGCUGCCCCUUCAUUGCGUGAAUUUUAUGGCUGCGAUUUGGUCGUGCAUCAUCGUCCAAAGAUGACAUUGCUCAAGGAGAAUGAAGAGUUUGAGAGGUUUAUAGAGCGGAGAUUAGCCAUAGGUCAAGUGGCUAUGUGUUUCCCCUAUUUGCCAGGCUAUUCUCGUUUCAAUCAUAAAAAUAAAGCAGUUUUCAGGCCAAAUGCCAUUGACAUCCAGGCUAUGCGGUACGAGCUUUUAGACGACCACUGUGCCGUUAUAACCGGUCGUGGAGUGCUUUUUGAAAAUGGUAAGGCUAUCGAGUUUUGGGAGAUUCAGGAAACCCGGGGACCUCAUUUUGCAGAUGGCGGUUAUACCCGAUUGGAACGUUACAAAGGGCUAAUCACAGAAGUUUAUGAAUUUAAGUUUGAUCGUCCUUAAGGGCCUACACGAACCAAUGUCUAGCUUUGCAGAAAAGAGUUGAAAGGCAUUUUUGUUUUCUAGUCUCUGUUGUGUGACCUGUGAAACACGAUAAGACCUUUUUUUUUUUAUUUUGUCGACAACUAUUUUCAUUAAACCCAUAAAUGAGUUACAAUGUGAAAGGAGCCCAACUACAAAA